Morus notabilis is the source of this 1101-nucleotide messenger RNA. RefSeq lists its product as uncharacterized. The transcript is spliced from 2 exons. The record is from RefSeq and is a predicted model, not a curated record. NCBI's taxonomy places the organism in Eukaryota, Viridiplantae, Streptophyta, Magnoliopsida, Rosales, Moraceae. Gene Ontology annotation, molecular function: protein binding. Bases 1 to 1101 code for a protein of 366 amino acids.
AUGGCCAAUUGUAGAAUUCCAUCAACAAACGCAAUUGGGUUUUGCCUUCUUCCCUCAGAGCUCAUAGAAAGAAUUCUACUCUGCUUGGCCUUGCCGGAGAUAAUCCGGUUCAAAUUGGUAAGCAAAAGUGCGGCUGAAAUCAUCUGUAACCGAGACUUCAUACGCCAGUGCAACUCCCAAUGGAGCUCCGCCACGUGGCUCUUUCUCUACAAGAAAAGGCGCCGUUGCGACUCCGUGCUCGACGGCUUCGCCGAUCACUCCGACCGGUGGUUCCAGUUCUCGAUCUCCGAUUUGUUAAGGCCCGCAAUUUUUCCCGGGGAGGAUCUUUUUUUCUUGACGGCGAGUGGUCGACGUGGCACUUGUUCGUGGCGGAGAUCGGGGAUGAAAUUGGUACCUAGUCCAACCGGAUCGGUCAAUUUCCGCUUCUUAUUUGCGGAGUUGGUCGAGAAUCGUGCAAUCGUGUUUGAGUACAAUUCUGAGUCUGAAACGUGGCGGUCCAUGGAAGCUAAAGAAAGUGACGGAAGUUUGCCACGUGUCGGUGAAAGACAAGGGGAUUAUAUUUUCCUAAGCUUAAUUAAUCGAGUGAGCGAAAGCGUGAUAGUUGCAAUAAAACUCCAGAGUAGUACACCUAUAAUUUUACAGCCGAGAUUUGAAGGGAGACGCAACGACAACGGGCGAUUGACUGUUGGAUUUAGUUGGGGGAACGGGAUUGAUAGGCUACACGUGUACGGUGAUGGCUUCAUGAUGAUCGUGAAAUCGGACGGCGUUUAUCAAACGGGCACAAGAGUAAGGAUGUUGAGUGGUAUAGAAAUGUGGGGCAUGGGAUUGGAUGGCAGGCAAUGGGAAUUCAUAUCUGAGCUACCAAAUUCAUUGAUGCUGAAAAUUAACAAGCCUUAUGGGGCUAUGACAGGUUGUUUAGAGGGAAGAAAUGGUAGGAUUAAGGCUGUUUUGAUGUCUAACUUUGAGGGAUUAUGGCACAUAAUUUGGGUGUGUUAUGACAUGGAGAGGAAAGAGUGGACAUGGGUCCCACUCCCUGAUUGCAAGAUGAAGGGACUAAACAUGGCUGGAAUUGCCUUCUCCUGUGGCCUCUCCCUCUCUUGA